UAGUCGUGUGAAAACUUGACGCCCACGAUGAUUUAGGUACUACUACACCACGCCUACAGAGAGCAUCUGUCAGACUGUCACGAGAUAUCUUAUUACUUCGUUGAUUAAAUCAUCGACGGUAUCCAUGGGCAUGGAAGAAAAAGCGUAUACCAUUGUUUAUGGCAGUGAAUUUCUUUGCACUUUUAACCAAGUGUCGGAACCAAUAGCGCGAAUUGUUCUUAAGAUUUUAGAGUUUAAAGAUGAACUUCUGGAUAUGAGCAAGCUUUUAUCGCAUUCGGAAGACAUUUCCACCGAAAUUGAACAAAUCGGCCGGACAUUCGUCACCCUAGCGCAAAAGUUGCAAGGACUGGCUCAUGAAAGGGAAGCCGGUGCUAAGAAAGAAGCAGAAUACGCGCAGGAAAACGUGGAUACAAAAGUAAAUCAAUCUCAGGAUUUAUGUGAUAGAACUAGUGAAUGUGACAUAUUUAUAGAGCAAUUGGAAGUGAGUUUGAUAAAUGAACAACAGAAAAAUGACAUUCUUAAAUUCAAGAUCCAUGAACUUAGUUUGAUGCAGGAAGAACGUUUGAAAAGAAUAGAAGAACAGGUCGCGCAAGCUGAAAGUGUUGUUAAUGAAAGGUUGAAGGUGAAGAAGCUUGAUAAGAGAAAAGGGCAAAUGCAAAAUGUUUUGAAGAGUGGACAAGUUCACAGCAGACAUUCCAAAAAGAAUGAGCAGAACUUACGAGAGGGUGCAAAGUCACCAACCCCAUGGAUUCAGGCUUUACCACCAUGUCACACCCAAGCCUCUGACCAGGGUUACCAACACAGACGAGUGGGAACUCCUGUGCCACCCAGGACUUUAAGAGAAAAGAAAGAAGAAUUGCAAUUAAAAGAGGAAGUAAAAUGGUCUCGGAUUACACCAAUGCCUGUUAAUCGCACAAGGAAAAAAAAUCAACGUAACUUACCUCUUCCUGAGAAAAGAAGUUAAAUCGUCAGGAUGGUCUUGUCUUGAAAUUCGUAUAUCAGAUGACUGCAAUGGCGUAAAAGUUGGACGCAUGUGUAUAGGGAAACACGCAUGUGUUGUUUAUGGUGUGUGAACGAGGCUAACAUUUCGUAUAGGAAAGAUCUGAACUUAUGUACAGACAUCUGUAGAAUAUGUAAAAAUUCUCGACAUUUCGUCAAGCAGGUUAAGAGAAUGUACUUUCGCAGCAUAUGUGCAUGCCCUACGAUAGUUUAAUGAGGGAGUAAUGAUUAUCGUUUAUUAGUAUUGUUGUAUACCUUACCACGUAAGUAAAACAGUUUUCUGCUAGCUGGGAUUUUCCGAUCUAACGAAGUUUUUCGGAAUUUCCAUUUUCUCUUUAAUUGUAAAAGUUAGGAAACUAGCAAUGAAGUAAACUGGUAAACCGCCUUAAUCUACAAGGUUAUUUAAGCACGGUCUUCUUCAGGACCCUAUCUAAAAGCUUAAUUUAGGAAGUUGGGUUGUAUAUUCGUCUUUACCCAGUCAGGCUUAUUUCUUUAAAAAAAAUAUUGCUCUUACGGUAUUUAAACCUAAAUGUAUGAAUAUGCACCCACCCCAAAAAAAACUAAGCGGUCAAGCUAUACGGUUCCAUAUUCAUAUGUUGAAUGUUGUGUCCGGUAGCUGACAAGAUUAAUUGAUAAGAGUCAUGAUUGUAAAUAGCUUUACAAGUGAGGAAUGAAGGACUUUAAAAGUUUUGCAAAUUUUAUAAUAUUUGUAAAGUAUGAAUUAUAUUGUGUGUACAAACUACACCAGCUAUA
Dendronephthya gigantea is the source of this 1752-nucleotide messenger RNA. RefSeq lists its product as uncharacterized. The record is from RefSeq and is a predicted model, not a curated record. The coding region runs from base 125 to 964 and encodes 279 amino acids. The transcript is spliced from 5 exons. NCBI's taxonomy places the organism in Eukaryota, Metazoa, Cnidaria, Anthozoa, Malacalcyonacea, Nephtheidae.